AUCUACAUACCUAGUAGCCCCAAACCCUCAUUAUCUUCUCUGAAACCCUUACCUUCCUUUCGUUUCGUUUCACAUCCAUGGCGGCAACAAUGGCUGCAACAGUAGCCCGAUCAAUCCUGACCGUCCGAUCAAUGUCAUCGUCAUCGUAUCUAUGUUUUUCUAAACGGCUCUUGUCAUCCUAUUCUUCUAUAGGCAAAGUCCCUCCACUUCCUGGCUUUGUUCGAUCGGUCCGCUCCACGAGCAUGAUCUCUCACUCCGUCCGUUUUGCCGCUCCGGCGGCGAUUCGAUUGAACCAGAUACGGUGCAGGGCGAACCGGUCUGGUGGGUCCACCUACUCGCCACUCAACUCCGGGAACAUAAGCGAUCGGCCUCCGACCGAGAUGGCUCCGCUGUUUCCGGGUUGCGAUUACGAACACUGGCUCAUUGUCAUGGACAAGCCCGGUGGCGCCGCCACCAAGCAGGAGAUGAUCCAGUGUUACAUCGACACACUUGCAAAGGUCCUUGGAAGCGAAGAGGAAGCCAAAAAGAAGAUUUACAAUGUGUCUUGUGAGAGGUACUUUGGGUUUGGAUGCGAGAUUGAUGAGGAGACAUCGAAUAAGCUUGACGGUAUGCCCGGUGUUCUGUUUGUCCUGCCUGAUUCUUAUGUUGAUGUUGAGAAUAAGGAUUAUGGCGCGGAGCUGUUAGUGAAUGGAGAGAUAGUUAAAAGGUCUCCAGAGAGGCAAAGGAGAGUGGAGCCACUGCCCGAAAGAGCCCGAGACAGACCAAGAUACAAUGACCGAACCCGUUAUGUGAGGCGCCGUGAAAAUAGGCAGUAAACCAUAAUGGCUGUUAUAUGUUUGUUAUGGAGUAGGUUGCUAGGUGUCAUGUUGGUGUCACUUUGUUCUUAAUUAUGUCAUAAAAAUGAUUUUAAGGUUGUUCUUUGGACUUUUGUAGAUUCAGGCACUUUUGUGUCAACGUUGCUACUGAGAUGUUUCUUAUCCAUAGAACUUAAAAGGAUUUUCGUUGCUGUGA
Messenger RNA from Cornus florida, 1011 nucleotides. RefSeq names its product multiple organellar RNA editing factor 2, chloroplastic-like. Gene Ontology annotation, biological process: cytidine to uridine editing; mitochondrial mRNA modification. Bases 78 to 815 code for a protein of 245 amino acids. Lineage: Eukaryota; Viridiplantae; Streptophyta; Magnoliopsida; Cornales; Cornaceae. The record is from RefSeq and is a predicted model, not a curated record. The transcript has 4 exons. Gene Ontology annotation, cellular component: mitochondrion.